Messenger RNA from Aphis gossypii (cotton aphid), 5564 nucleotides. It is a transcript of the gene mnb, whose product is annotated as serine/threonine-protein kinase minibrain. The coding region runs from base 925 to 2931 and encodes 668 amino acids. Lineage: Eukaryota; Metazoa; Arthropoda; Insecta; Hemiptera; Aphididae. Gene Ontology annotation, molecular function: ATP binding; protein serine/threonine/tyrosine kinase activity; protein serine/threonine kinase activity. Gene Ontology annotation, biological process: peptidyl-serine phosphorylation; positive regulation of DNA-templated transcription; peptidyl-threonine phosphorylation. The transcript has 10 exons. Gene Ontology annotation, cellular component: nucleus. The record is from RefSeq and is a predicted model, not a curated record.
GCGUCGUAUAUUAUUAUUUGUUAUUAUUUAUUUAUUAUUAUUAUUACUAUUAUUACUAUUAUAUUUUCAUAAAAAGAUUGAAAAUCAAAAUAAAAAAUCGUAUCACGCCGUGUCGCGACUCGCGGUAGUUCGACGUAAUAAUAAUAAUAAUAUACAAAUUCAUAAAAAUCGUGUAAACGUUUUUUUCCGCUCUUCUGUUCCCGUUUCACGGUUUUUCAUCGUCGUCGUCGUCGUCAUCAUCGUCGCCACUUUUACAAGAAUAAUCAAACGUCGAUAUCGUUGACGGGCUGUACGAGAAAUGUACGUCAAUAUGUGGUUUUGAAGUAUUAUGCCGAGUCGUCGCGCUCCUCAUCUCCGUAACCGUCGGUGUAGUGCUACUACGGUUGUCGUUGGCCUCCAACGUCCGUCCGCACUUGAGCGAUAAUCGGUUCGCGGUCGACGCCGUUCCUUGUGCGCGUGUAGCGACAACCGUUGCCGAUACAGCGACGAUAACAGUCCGACCGGCGACGACAGAGUUCGACUGACGAUAUCGUGUCCGUACGGGUGAGGCAAGCGAGCAAGACACGCCGUCGUCGUUACGUGAUGAUGAUCAUGUCGCGUUAUCGCCGGACGACGUACGAUACCGCCUAAAAAGGGCAUAUGCCCAUCGCCGUCGUAACGGCGCGCUUCACGUCGGUCGGCAGCCGUGCUUAGCGCUCUGUCCGCCAGCCACAGCGGCCGCGACCACGACCACGGGCGUUUGUGAGCCUCCGACCACCGCACUCGGUGACCGCCACUCCGAUUAUAGUCAAUCCAAUCUCGUCGACCGCACACCCAGCCCCCUCCGAUCGUAUUAAUUUUGAUCGACUACCGUUGUGACACGAUGCGUUUGCAUGGAUGGUUUUCUUGAAAACCGGCAACUAGUUGCCGGCCACCGAUUGAGAUAUGGACGGCAGCAAUGGAGCCAAGCAAGCGGACAGUUGGCAUAAACAUGAGCCGUUCAUGAUGGUCGAAAAGCAGAAAAAUAAAAAUCAUGGGCAAGGAUCUCAAGAUAGUAACUUUGGUUUUGGAGGUGGUCCCUUAUACGGAAGACUUGUUGCUGAAGACCAAUUACCAAUGGUUGGUGGUGUUGCUCCAGUACAUGCUGAUAUCCAUGCGAUGCAAGCAAGAAUACCGCCUCAUUUUCGAGAUCCAUCAUCAGCUCCAUUGAGAAAGCUUUCAGUGGAUUUAAUCAAAACCUACAAGUUUAUAAAUGAGGUUUACUAUGCAAAGAAAAAGAAAAGAGCUGGUGGUGGAGCAGUUGGGUUGAGUAGUCAACCUCAAAAUAAUGGGGCCCCCGUUGAAGGUCCCGUAGCCAAUAAAAAAGAAAGAAGAGUAUAUAAUGAUGGUCACGAUGAUGACAACCAUGAUUAUAUAAUUAGAAGUGGUGAAAAGUUUUUGGAUCGCUAUGAAAUCAUAUCCUUGCUAGGCAAAGGAUCAUUUGGACAAGUUGUUAAGGCUCGUGAUGAGGAAGAAGAUUGUUAUGUAGCAAUUAAAAUAAUAAAGAACAAAAAACCAUUCCUAAAUCAAGCUCAAAUUGAAGUAAGACUAUUAGAAAUGAUGAAUAGAGCUGACGUUGACAACAAAUACUAUAUUGUUAAACUCAAGCGUCAUUUUAUGUGGCGUAAUCAUCUGUGCCUGGUGUUUGAGUUAUUAUCUUAUAACUUGUAUGAUUUAAUUAGGAACACUAAUUUUAAAGGUGUUUCUUUAAAUCUUACACGUAAAUUUGCUGCUCAACUGUGCACGGCUUUGUUGUUCCUGUCCACGCCGGACCUGUCCAUCAUACAUUGUGAUCUAAAACCAGAAAACAUAUUGUUGUGCAAUCCUAAAAGAUCAGCUAUUAAAAUAGUAGAUUUUGGUUCAUCUUGCCAACUCGGCCAAAGAAUAUAUCAAUAUAUUCAAUCUCGUUUCUACCGCUCACCAGAAGUUUUACUUGGUAUACCAUAUGAUCUGGCUAUUGACAUGUGGAGUUUAGGAUGCAUUUUAGUAGAAAUGCAUACUGGUGAACCGUUAUUUAGUGGAACAAAUGAAGUGGAUCAGAUGAAUAAAAUCAUUGAAGUCCUUGGCAUGCCACCCAAACAUAUACUUGAUCAGGCACAGAAAGCUCACAAAUAUUUUGAUAAAAUGCCUGGUGUUGAUUCGUAUACCUUAAAAAAACCUAAAGAUGCCAAAAAGUAUAGAAAUCCAGGUGGUCGACGAUUACAUGAUAUAUUAGGUGUCGAAACAGGAGGUCCAUAUGCUAGGCGUUUAGGUGAACCAGGACAUUCAAUGUCUGACUAUCUUAAAUUUAAAGAUCUUAUAGUACGAAUGCUGGAUUAUGAUCCUAAAACUCGAAUUACCCCAUAUUAUGCUUUGCAACACAAUUUCUUCAAGCGAACUUCUGAAGAAGGUACUAAUACUGCUAGUGGUAUCGCUCAAGCUGGACUACACAGCUUAGGUGCUAGUCCACCAUUUAAUAGUUUACCUAAUAAUAAUCCAGGGGACACUAAUGUGCAAUCAUCUGCAAUAAGAUUGCGAUCAGACCAGUGCCGAGGUAGAACUACAAUGGAUUGUGAUCCUCCACCGAUCGCUUCUAUGUACCAUGGUUACCAAACGGCGCCAAUGGCCAGACACCAUUUGCCUCAUCAUGCUACAGUUUACCCAAUGAACCCAGCAUCUGCUGUUGGUGCUUUGGUUCACUGUCGACCCACCUCUUUGCCGUUCCUACAUCCACAACAUCACCCGUAUCAACCAAUACAAUCACAACCUCCACGUUCAUUGCAUUCAUUGCAUAAUCACCCACCACCACCACCUCCAGUACAACAACCUGUUGCACGGGUACCAACUUCCCAUUCCAAUCGAACGAAACAAGAACAAGAUGACAUGAUUGGGGUAUGUAUAGGUCAAAGUCCUGUAGCAAUAAACAUAACAUGAUCAAAUCGUAUAAAAUGUUGAAGAGAUGGUUUAUACUUGUUUUCAAUGUACAAAAAAAAAAUCGAAUAACUGUGAUUAAUUUAAAGGGAAAGAGUAUAAAUUUUAAAUUCAGGUGAUAGUAGGUAUCUGGGCUGAGUAUUGUCAAAAAUUCAAUUUUAUUGUUUCCACUGAUAUUGUUUUUAUUUUGUUUUUUUUUCUAAACAAAAUCCUUAUAGAAUUUAACUAUAACUUUAUUUUAACAGAUUUAUUGGAUUAAAUUAAAACGAAAUAAGUGACAAAUAUUUUUUACCUGAUACAAUAAUGUAUAAUUAGUUAAUUACGCAUUUUUAUAAACUACCAAUCGCCAUUUUUAUCUUUAUGUAUACCCGGAGAACCGUCAAAACUACCUCAAUUCAUUUCAUAAUACUAAAACCGACAAAUCAAUUUUGAAAUAGUGUCUUGAAAACUGAUCGAAACCCUAUUUUAACGUGAUAUAGUACCACUAACACAUGUACAGUAUUUGUAUAAUAAAUCAUUUAAAAAAAUAAAACGUAAAUAAUUUCAUUUAUUUAUUAUUAUUUUUCUUAAAUUAAUUUACUAUGUAUCAAUUAGGUUAUUGAAAUUAAUGUUUUUCAUUUUGUUACACUCUUGAAAUCGGACAAAAUCAAAUUCAAUUUUAAAGUUAUCACACAGUAUAUCAUACAUUGCACAAUACAUUAUAAUUGAUAGACAAAAAACACAUCCUUAAUGGAAAUACGAUUAUUUUUGAUAAAUUCGACUUGCAGAGAAAACAUUAUUUUUCUGUAUUAAAUAGUGCAUUAAUGUUUUUGGUGUUUUUGUCGCGAUUUCUAUUGCAGUGUAAUUUUUUUCUUUUUAAACCAAUACAAUAUCAAAUCAUGCAACGGUAUACACACACAAAACGAGAGAAUUCGUAUGUUCAGCACAGUCACAUCAACGCACGUAAAUAGUAUUGUGUUCGACUGUACGAUUAACAAUUGGUGCGCGCCGAAUUGAUCUAUAUUAUUAUUGCCUUAGAAUUUCGAUAACACGACUGAUCGUAUGUAUACAAUUUUUUAUAAUAUAAUUUUAUAAUUAUUAUUCGCUUAAAAAAAAACAGUAAACGUGCAUAUAAGAUAAAAAUGGCGUGUGUUUAUAACGACUAUGCGUACUAUACGUAUUUUAACACGAUUUCAUUAUUAUUGUGUCUUCCCGGACUGUUUAGUAUAUUUUUUAUUCUUAUAUAUUUUGUUAAAAUAAUAAAAAUGUAUGUAUAUAUGUAUAUUUAUAUAUAUAUAUAUAUAUAUAUACAUGGUAGUCUUAUAGUCUUACCCCGAGGAUUUUUUACGCGUUUCCACUGCCAUAGCUGUGUAAAUAUAUAUACAUAAUAUAUAAUAUAUAUAUAUAUAUGUAUGUAUAUAUACACAUAUGUAUGUAUGUGUGUGUGUGUGAAUGUGUGUUUCUGUAUAUUGUAUUUAAAUAAUGUAUUAGAUAGUCUAAAAGUUUAAAAAUAUACAAAUAAUAUAAAAAGUGAGAAACUGUAGAAAUUCCUUCGCCCAAAUCCGCGUGAUAAAAAACACCGGGAUGUUUGUUACAUACCUGGGUGCGGGAUAAUUUUACACACCGGGGUUUGGAUCAACGAAUUUCUAGUCUAUGUCCGACUUGUCGUCCGACUACGCUGUCGAAUGCACACCGCUCUUUUUCUCACACUCACACACGUGCCCACGCACACAUACACACACACUUUUCUUGCGCAACUAUUGUUAUAAUAAUAUGUAGUGGCAUUUAUUAGCUGAUUUUGAUGACAUGGCCACCGAGAUAUUUUUUUCGUUUUUGUAUCGCGGGCGAGUGUAUAAAUUUUAACCAACAAAAAAAAAAAAAAAAACGAAAGAAAUAAUAUUAUAUGUGAUAGAACAGGGUGGAAUAUCCUUAAAACAUUAUUUUGUUCAUUUUGUACGGUGAUCGUUUAUUAUAUAAUAUUAAUUUUAAGAUUAAGUAUAUACAUAUAUAUAUAUAAUUUGAUUUAUAUAAUUUUUUUUUUUUUUAUUUUAUUAAAGACUGUUGUGUAUAUAGACUUAGAUCGUGAGAUGUUCAUAUUUAAAUACUAAUUAUAAUAUUAUAUUAUAUGUAUGAAAUAGGAAAAGUUUUUAUUUAUUUUUACAUUUUGUUAUGUUUUUUUUUUCUUGUAACGCGCUGCCUUUAUUUCGACAAACUUUUAAUAUCGUGUGUGAAUUGCAGUGGUCUGUACUCACGCACAUAUAUAGGUACAUGUCAUAUACACUUAAAAUUACACACAAAUUCGUAAGACAAUUCGUGAUGGGGGGAGGGGGUUAUGCCUAUGCCAGUGGGUAUAUCAUAUCACUUGUAUGUAUAUAUUAUAUACUUAGCUAAAUCUUUAGUAAAUAGUAAUAUUAGUAGGUAUAACUACUAUAAUUAUGUAUAAUGAUUUACGAAAUAUAGUUUUACUACUCGACCCGAGUCUCCCCACAGAAUUUCACGAUGAUAUAACAUAUACAUAAUGUAUGGGUUUUCUGUUUUUUUUUUUUUUUUUAAUAAUUUUAAUCUUUUAACAUCUGUCUGUUGGCAAUGUUGGCAUAUAUUAUUAUUAUAUUAUUAAGUAAAAUAAGAUAUAUGUAAACGAACAUAUUUACCUUACA